Messenger RNA from Hansenula anomala, 1062 nucleotides. Its product is annotated as D-xylulose reductase XYL2. The transcript has a single exon. The record is from RefSeq and is a predicted model, not a curated record. Lineage: Eukaryota; Fungi; Ascomycota; Saccharomycetes; Phaffomycetales; Wickerhamomycetaceae. Gene Ontology annotation, molecular function: zinc ion binding; L-iditol 2-dehydrogenase (NAD+) activity. The coding region runs from base 1 to 1062 and encodes 353 amino acids. Gene Ontology annotation, biological process: D-sorbitol catabolic process.
AUGUCUAACCCAUCAAUUGUACUGAAAGACAAGGGCCAAAUUGUCCUAGAGAAUAGACCAGUUCCUGAAAUUCGGGAUGACCACUAUGUGAAAAUUGCCAUCAAGAAGACAGGUAUUUGUGGAUCCGAUGUCCAUUACUAUCUUCAUGGACGUUGUGGUACAUUUGUGGUGAACGCACCAAUGGUGCUAGGUCAUGAAUCUUCAGGUGUCAUUGUUGAAGUUGGGAAAGCAGUUACAAGAGUUAAAGUUGGUGAUAAUGUUGCUAUUGAGCCAGGUAUCCCUGAUCGUUUUGGAGAUGAGUUCAAGACAGGUCAUUAUAACUUGUGCCCUCAUAUGGCUUUUGCUGCUACUCCUCCUUAUGAUGGUACUUUGGCAAGAUACUACUUGAUGCCUGAAGAUUUCGUUGUUAAAUUACCAGAUCAUGUUUCAUUAGAUGAAGGUGCAUUAGUUGAGCCAUUAAGUGUAGCUGUCCAUGCAGCCAAACUUGGAGGAAUCAAGUUCAAUUCAAAAGUUGCAGUCUUUGGGGCUGGUCCUGUUGGUUUAUUAGCUGCUGGUGCAGCCAGAGCUUUAGGAGCUUCAGAAGUAUUGGUUGUCGAUAUCUUUGAUACUAAAUUAGAACUAGCUAAAAAAAUCGGAGCAACACAUGUUUAUAACUCAUUGAAAAAAGGUGAUUUUGUUACUGAGGUAUUGAAACAACUUGGGGGUAGACCUGACGUUAUAUUGGAGGCAUCUGGUGCUGAAAUAGCAAUUCAAAAUGGUCUUGCCCUUGUUAAAACUGGUGGUUCUUUUGUUCAAGUUGGUAUGGGUAAAGAUUUUGUUAGUUUCCCAAUAGCACAAAUGACUGAAAGAGAAUUGACAGUUAAAGGUAACUUUAGAUAUUGUCACGGUGACUACCAAGAUGCAGUUGAUAUGAUUUCUUCUGGUAAGAUCAAUGUCAAGCAGAUCAUUACGCAUAGGUUCAAAUUCAAAGAUGCCAAAGCUGCGUAUGACAAUAUUGUUAAAAAUGGUAAAGAUGUCAUUAAGACUAUCAUUGAUGGUCCUGAAGAUACUUCUAAACUUUGA